Paraglomus brasilianum is the source of this 139-nucleotide messenger RNA. The record is from the annotation of a GenBank genome assembly. Lineage: Eukaryota; Fungi; Glomeromycota; Glomeromycetes; Paraglomerales; Paraglomeraceae.
AUGAAGCUGCCAUUUCAUCAUGAACAUCGAAGACGCAAUUAUGGUUGGCCGAAUGAGACUGGCAAAGUUAAAAUGGACUCGAAGCUAAUAUACGAGAGGAAACUAGGAGAGGAAACUAGGAUAUUGGACAUUUGUAUGG